AUGACAGAAAACAGGAAAAGAUCUCGUGAAGAAGAUACAUGUGAAUUCAUGCCACUCUCUAAGAGAAUAAAUAACUUGCACAUAAAUAACAACCUUUCCAACCAACCUCUUAGUCGCUCUGCAGAACUCAGUCACGACAAAAGGAUCAAUUUUUAUGAGCCCGAAGAGAAAUUGUAUACGAGUGAAGAAGAUUCGGAGAUGAAUUUCACUGCUUUCUCAGCUGUGGGAGGUGGUGGGACUCAUUUUGUGACUACUGGCGGACAGCUGCCGGUUACAAAACUUCAGCAGAAUGUUACAAAUAAUGGCACUUCUCUCUCACAGGUUGUUGGUAUGGUUGGUGGAGUUAAUUUGCCCGAAGGAGUGCAAUAUGUACGUGCCUUGGAUGGCAGCGCUACACUGCAAAGCACACCACAACUUAUUUCUGUACCAAUUACAUUACCAGGAGCCAAGCCUGGUGAUCCUCAGCAAACCGUGCAGAUACAAGUUCUAGGUCCUAAUCUGACGCUACAGGCACAACAGCAGCCUAAAUAUCAAAUGCAAAUACCAAUACAGGGCUUUCAACAAGGUGGUGCUGUGCUGACAAUGGCGUAUUCGCCGGAGAACAACGAAAAUGGGGGCAUUCAAUUGUUGGGAAACUCAUUACCUGAAGGCCUUCAAGUGCUUGCAUUGCCACAAGAGAUGCAGUUGUUACAACCAACACAGACUCAGGACAAGGAUCAGAUGCAACAAAAUGUUCAGCAUCAGGUGUAUAUUACUCCGGACCAUCAAAUUGUUAUCGGUAAUCCGGGGGACAGCAAGCCUCUCAACAACAAUACAAGCGGCGACAACAAUAAUUCUGUUGAAAUUGUUAUAAAGGAGGAGUGUGUUGAAAAUAAUAAUGAUGAUGAAAGCUCUCAAGGCACGGAAACAAGUGAAGGAAUGUCUUGGCAACUCGGCAACUCCUCGCAAGACCUCCUUAAAUAUCUCAAUCAGCUGCCACCACAGCAAACACAAGCAUUGCCAGUUUCCCUCCAGCAAUUUCUGCGGUUAAAUCCAACUGAGAUCAAGAAAGACCCAUUACAGAUGGAAGUUAGCUCCCCCACCAUAGAAGAUAAAGAAUGCACGGGGGCCGAGGCUGUUUUGGGCGAUGAUGGAGUAUUAAGGGUCAAAAAGAAAAAGAAGUACAAAAAGAAGCCACCGAAGCCAGCGCGUCCGAAGCCCGGGCAAGUUGUGAUAGCGACAGCAUCCGACGGCACGACCAUCUUCUGCUGCCCGGAGUGCCAGAUGGCGUAUCCCGUCAAGGAGCAGCUCGAGAUGCAUCUCAUAGUGCACAAGAUUGAGAGGCGGUUCAUUUGCGGCAUUUGCGGCGCCGGUUUGAAGCGCAAGGAGCACUUGGAGCGGCACAAGCUGGGCCACAACCCGGAGCGGCCGUACGUGUGCGGCGUGUGCCGCAAGGGCUUCAAGCGGCGCGAGCACCUCAACCUGCACACCGUCAUACACUCCGGCGUCAAGACCGAGAUGUGCGGCGAGUGCGGCAAAGACCGAGAUGUGCGGCAAAGGUACACGUUGUAUCUCAACCUGCACACCAUCACACUCCGGCGUCAAGACCGAGCUCUGCGGCGAGUGCGGCAAAGGUACACGUUGUAUCUCAACCUGCACACCGUCAUACACUCCGACGUCAAGACCGAGAUGUGCGGCAAAGGUACAUGUUGUAUCUCAACCUGCACACCGUCAUACACUCCGGCGUCAAGACCGAGCUCUGCGGCGAGUGCGGCAAAGGUACACGUUGUAUCAACCUGCACACCGUCAUACACUCCGACGUCAAGACCGAGAUGUGCGGCAAAGGUACACGUUGUACCUGCACACCAUCAUACACUCCGGCGUCAAGACCGAGCUCUGCGACGAGUGCGGCAAAGGUACACGUUGUAUCUCAACCUGCACACCGUCAUACACUCCGGCGUCAAGACCGAGAUGUGCGGCGAGUGCGGCAAAGGUACACGUGGUAUCUCAACCUGCACACCGUCAUACACUCCGGCGUCAAGACCGAGCUCCGCGGCGAGUGUGGCAAAGGUACACGUUGUAUCUCAACCUGCACACCGUCAUACACUCCGGCGUCAAGACCGAGCUCUGCGGCGAGUGCGGCAAAGGUACACGUUGUAUCUCAACCUGCACACCGUCAUACACUCCGACGUCAAGACCGAGAUGUGCGGCAAAGGUACACGUUGUAUCUCAACCUGCACACCAUCACACUCCGGCGUCAAGACCGAGCUCUGCGGCGAGUGCGGCAAAGGUACACGUUGUAUCUCAACCUGCACACCGUCAUACACUCCGACGUCAAGACCGAGAUGUGCGGCAAAGGUACAUGUUGUAUCUCAACCUGCACACCGUCAUACACUCCGGCGUCAAGACCGAGCUCUGCGGCGAGUGCGGCAAAGGUACACGUUGUAUCAACCUGCACACCGUCAUACACUCCGACGUCAAGACCGAGAUGUGCGGCAAAGGUACACGUUGUACCUGCACACCAUCAUACACUCCGGCGUCAAGACCGAGCUCUGCGACGAGUGCGGCAAAGGUACACGUUGUAUCUCAACCUGCACACCGUCAUACACUCCGGCGUCAAGACCGAGAUGUGCGGCGAGUGCGGCAAAGGUACACGUUGUAUCUCAACCUGCACACCGUCAUACACUCCGACGUCAAGACCGAGAUGUGCGGCAAAGGUACACGUUGUAUCUCAACCUGCACACCGUCAUACACUCCGGCGUCAAGACCGAGCUCUGCGGCGAGUGCGGCAAAGGUACACGUUGUAUCUCAACCUGCACACCGUCAUACACUCCGGCGUCAAGACCGAGCUCCGCGGCGAGUGUGGCAAAGGUACACGUUGUAUCUCAACCUGCACACCGUCAUACACUCCGACGUCAAGACCGAGAUGUGCGGCAAAGGUACACGUUGUAUCUCAACCUGCAUACCGUCAUACACUCCGGCGUCAAGACCGAGCUCUGCGGUGAGUGCGGCAAAGGUACACGUUGUAUCUCAACGUGCACACCGUCAUACACUCCGGCGUCAAGACCGAGCUCUGCGGCGAGUGCGGCAAAGGUACACGUUGUGUCUCAAAAUGCACACCGUCAUACACUCCGACGUCAAGACCGAGAUGUGCGGCAAAGGUACACGUUGUAUCUCAACCUGCACACCAUCAUACACUCCGGCGUCAAGACCGAGCUCUGCGGCGAGUGCUGGAAAGGUACACGUUGUAUCUCAACCUGCACAUCGUCAUACACUUCGGCGUCAAGACCGAGAUGUGCGGCGAGUGCGGCAAAGGUACACGUUGUAUCUCAACCUGCACUCCGUCAUACACUCCGGCGUCAAGACCGAGCUCUGCGACGAGUGCGGCAAAGGUACACGUUGUAUCUCAACCUGCACACCGUCAUACACUCCGGCGUCAAGACCGAGAUGUGCGGCGAGUGCGGCAAAGGUACACGUUGUAUCUCAACCUGCACACCGUCAUACACUCCGACGUCAAGACCGAGAUGUGCGGCAAAGGUACACGUUGUAUCUCAAACUGCACACCGUCAUACACUCCGGCGUCAAGACCGAGCUCUGCGGCGAGUGCGGCAAAGGUACACGUUGUAUCUCUACCUGCACACCGUCAUACACUCCGACGUCAAGACCGAGAUGUGCGGCAAAGGUACAUGUUGUAUCUCAACCUGCACACCGUCAUACACUCCGGCGUCAAGACCGAGCUCUGCGGUGAGUGCGGCAAAGGUACACGUUGUAUCUCAACCUGCACACCGUCAUACACUCCGGCGUCAAGACCGAGCUCUGCGGCGAGUGCGGCAAAGGUACACGUUGUAUCUCAACCUGCACACCGUCAUACACUCCGGCGUCAAUACCGAGAUGUGCGGCGAGUGCGGCAAAGGUACAGGUUUCUACCGGAAAGACCAUCUGCGCAAACACGCUCGCUCGCAUGAAAGUAAACGAGCGCGCGACGAAGCGAACCACGACCAGGGUGAUGUUAAACCAACGGCAACCACCAACAAUUCCAUGAUGCCUGAGAUUACUAUACACGUUCCGACGAGCUCGAACAUGCAGAUGCCGGUGCAGAUCAACAUCCUGCCGCACGCGGCGCAGCAGCUGCAGGGCGGGCCCGGCGCGCCGCCGCUGGACCACUCGUGA
Messenger RNA from Parnassius apollo (apollo), 4149 nucleotides. The record is from the annotation of a GenBank genome assembly. NCBI's taxonomy places the organism in Eukaryota, Metazoa, Arthropoda, Insecta, Lepidoptera, Papilionidae.